GACCUCAUUGUUGGGCCGCGAGCUGAAUUUGAUGGACGGAGCAGGCAGCCAAUCGCGUUCGUUUUUUCAAAUAUAACCCUCCCCCUCCGCUGUCACUUGUGUCGCCGUGGUAACGACAAGACCCUGCAGUGUCGGGGAGAAGAAAUGCAGCGCUCGUGACACAAUUUAAACUCAAAUAAACAAUAAGUGACCGCUUAUCUUUACGGAAAGUAAGUUAUAAAUCGAAGGUUGAAACUUUUUGCGGGAGGAGGAGUUGACCUUCCUCCAGGAUGGAGGUGGCUCUCUCCGGGCCCCAGAUGCUCUCUGAGACCCCGAGGAGGGCGAGGCCCCUGCCCCUGAGACAGCUGGUGGAGGAGAGCCGGAAAACGCCCAGGCAGCUGCCGGACUCCAAGAAUUUUGCCAACCCAAAAUGCAACAGCCAGAUCCAAGCAGAACCUCCAGAGCUUCAUUUCAGUGGCUUUCAACUUAACAAACAAUAUCAAAAAACCCUGAAACUCAUCAACGUCUCAUCAGAAGCCCUGAAUAUUCACAUCGUUCCGACACUCACCGAGUACUUCCAGACAACUUUCACCAAAAAGCAUCGACUCAUCCCGGGCCUCGCCUACACCCUGAAGGUUGCAUUCUGUCCGGAUGAGUGGCGGUACUUCUACGACUGCAUCCACGUCCGUUGUGAGGGUGAAGAGAACCUGUUAAUUCCAGUUCACGCUUACCCAGUCAUCGACGACCUGCACAUCCCCGCCCACAUUGACCUGUCAGCCGUGCCGCUCGGACAGAGCGUUCAGCGCACGAUUCCUCUGAGAUGCAGCUGCCCCGUUGACUUCGAGUUCCAGGUGUUGGUCAUCCAGUCACACGAGGCCUUCUCCGUCCAGCCUCUUUCAGGUGUGAUCUCAGCCAACCAGGACUCAAAGAUCACGGUGACCUUCAGUCCUCGUCAGUACCGGACCUCCAGCAUCACCUUCCAGCUGGUGGUGUCGCAGUUCAACACCAAGCCUUACCUGUGCACCGUCACCGGCAGCUCAGCGCCUCACUUAGGCCCGAGCGUUCUGCAGGAUCAGCUGAGUCUGAAAGAGGCAGCUCCUCCAGAACAGAAAGGACUUGCACCACUGAAAAGAAACAAACCCAAAUCAAGCAAGGAGGCUAACAAACUCAAGAGGCUGGGAGAUCAGGCAGGUGUUAGGCAUGGAUUAACACCUCCAGUGGAUGUCUGCACCCCUGCAGGGGCGGCCAAGAUGCCCAUCAAAGACAUCAAUAAACCCAGCGUUAAAAACCCCAAGAAAGUCGGUACCAGUGAAAACGUGGCGGCGCCGCAGAGCAGGCAAGUGAGGGGUGUCAAAAGGGAGGAAGAAGAGGCCCAAAAGAAGUGCCAGACUCGUCUGGGCAUGGAUCCCAUGUCGGAGCAAACCAGGAAGCAGAUCCUGGAGGAACGGGAAGCAGCCCUGGAUGAACUCACGCUUAGAGGAGGAGAUGCAGAAGACUCUGCUCCUGGAGUAACCAUACUUUCAUCCGAAAGGGUGCUUCGUGAAGCAGAACAGGUUCCUGAGAGGUCUACGCCCCUCCCGUUUCACAGCCCUGUUCCGUGGGAGCUGCGACUCAGACUUCUGCGACUGUUUCAGCAGGCAGCCCGCAAGAUCGUAAUCCAGUGUCGGAUGAAGAGGAGACUGGCCUGUUUGAGGAAGAACCUUCCCUCCAUACUGAAAGCUGAAGAAUCAAACAAGGAAUCUUUUCAGAUUCCUCCAGACAAAGUCUUUCCUCUGUCGUUCUUGGUGUUCUCCGAUGAGGACGAUCCUUUGACUUUCAGUAAUUUAGCGCCAGAACCCGUGGACGCUAUCGACGUGAUCGCGACGACGCGCAUCCCUCUCUUCCAGCUCCAAGUUCCUCAGCACUACAAGCUCAUGGGCUACCGACCUGUUUCAUUAUGGGAUGCGUUUCAUUCCUAUGUUCCUACAACUCUGGCCAGGCCACUUCGCUCUGGAUCUACGACUGACGUCCAGAGGGAAUUCACCAAUUCAACAGAAGAGGAAGUUCCUGCUCUGUCUUUCAGGGCUCCCGACGCUCUGAUUAGACCUCGUCCUGUGAACCCACUCAGAAUUUUUAAUCCAGCACCUGGUCUUCAAGCUUUCAAGCCUGUUCCAAAGUUCCUAGAGAGCGAUCUGGAGUUUUACCUCUGUCCUUUGCCGAGGUUACCUGAGAGCAACACGAACAGCUUUGGGGUCGAAGCUUCUAACAGACAGAAGAGGUUUCUCAAUUACAAAAAGGAGCUGGACAAAGUCAUGCUGUGGCAGAACUUUGAUUCCAAGUUGUUAAAGGGUUUAUCGAGCCAACCGGCUCUCAGCAGUGACGGCGCCCCUCGGAGGUCCAUCGACUACAACGCAGAUAUCCUCCUCCUUGCGGCGCCUCCUCCCCUCCCCUCUCUCCCUGAUGAUCUGGUGCCACUAACAGACACGCCGUGCGACGGCUCGGGAGUCCAGCUGACACCUGAGAUGAUCCGAGCCGAGUUCCUGUCUGGGAAAGCGCUGGUCUCCAAUAGCAACCUCACCGCAGGACCAACAGCUCGGGAGCGUCACGCAGAGGAGACCCGCGGAUCUCAGCUCAGAAGAGUGAUGGCCAGGCUGAAGGAGCUGCGAGUCACCGGCGGAGAGACGUGUGAAUAGGCAGAACGCAGUACUCCAAAGGCACAUUAUACAUCCCACUCGCCACAUACACUCCAGAAAAAUACAAAAAAACAAAAGCCCACCUUGAAGGCUCUUUUUCCACCCACUCAGAAGUAAGGUUUUAAACGUGUUACUCCCGCCUCCAGUCAGUUCCUCUGAAAGCACAGCUGCAGUUUAGCCUCACAAAUGUGGAAAAUCUGCAAAUAAUGAGGCAGUUUUCCUCCAAAAGGAGAAACCCUUGAGUCGAAUUUUUUUUAUACAUCUAAACCAAAAGAUUGAAUCUUGUUGAAAAUGUUCAGAUUAAUGAAAGCAGCUGAGGUCAGAACGUAAACAAGAGGUUGACUCGUCACCACCUAUAGAGGGCGCUCCGACUCUGUGAGUUUCACGCCAGAGGAGGUGACCACAUUUAUUUGUCCUCUGAAUUGCAAGCUGUGAAUAAAAAAAAAAAAAUCAGUGCAUGAACUCUCUUUUUCCAGACAAAAAUAUGCAAAAAAAAAAAAAAGGUCACAUUGUUCA
Molecule: messenger RNA, 3167 nt
Organism: Oryzias melastigma (Indian medaka)
Lineage: Eukaryota; Metazoa; Chordata; Actinopteri; Beloniformes; Adrianichthyidae
Gene: cfap221
Product: cilia and flagella associated protein 221
Exons: 25
Coding region: 270-2651 (793 amino acids)
Biological process (GO): cilium movement; cilium assembly
Cellular component (GO): cilium
Source: RefSeq, a predicted model, not a curated record